CCAAGUGGAUCUUUUGCCAUUAGCCUCGCGAUUAUUACUAUGCCGCCCAUGCCAUUUCCCAACGUCUCUCUCAACGCAUGACCUGCAACUUCUGCAAAGCAGUAAAAACACCCGCCUCUGCUUUCCUUGCACCUUCCUUAAUGUCUCUCUCUCUUUUUUAUAUUUGAUUCUGAGGUUGCAUCGAAUGUUAUCUAUAGAAACUUCUCUAAAAUCAGAUCUGGUAUUUGUAUAAAUUAUACACAUACCUUAUCCUUUCUGAUAAAGCAGCCCAGAAUGAAAAAUGUUGUUUUGAGUGAGUGAGGCUCUGUCCGUGUGUGUGUUUGUGUCCUAUAAUAUUUAUAUAUAGUGAGAGAGAGAGAAUUGCCUAGGAAUUGAUAAAACGGUUGAUUCUUCUGUGGGAUUUUGGGAUUUCAGGAAAUGGGUAGGUGUUGGUUUAGUGGGGUUUUGAUUGGGUUAGGGUGUGUGUGGUGGGUGGUGGUUGGUGUGGUGGAGGGAUACCCAGCUGAGGAUCUGGUGGUGAGGUUGCCUGGGCAGCCAAAUGUUGGGUUCAAGCAGUAUGCUGGGUAUGUUGAUGUGGAUGUGAAAGCUGGGAGGAGCUUGUUUUACUACUUCGUUGAAGCAGACAGGGAGCCUGACAAGAAGCCCCUCACUCUUUGGCUCAAUGGAGGUCCAGGCUGCUCCUCUAUUGGUGGAGGUGCCUUUACAGAGCUGGGUCCAUUUUAUCCUACAGGUGAUGGUAGAGGCCUCCGAAGAAAUUUAAUGUCAUGGAAUAGAGCAUCAAAUCUCCUCUUUGUUGAGUCUCCUGCUGGAGUAGGAUGGUCAUACUCGAAUACAAGUUCAGAUUAUAAUUCUGGCGAUGCGUCCACUGCAAGGGAUAUGCACACAUUCCUGUUGAAAUGGUAUGAGAAGUUUCCAGCUUUCAGAUCUCGGGAGUUGUUUCUUACCGGAGAAAGCUAUGCAGGGCACUACAUACCGCAAUUGGCUAUAGCUAUAUUGGACCAUAAUGAACAUUCAACUGGUUUCAAGUUCAAUCUGAAAGGGAUUGCUAUUGGCAAUCCACUGCUGAGACUUGAUCGUGAUAUUCCGGCAACGUAUGAAUACUUUUGGUCUCAUGGAAUGAUUUCUGAUGAAAUCGGCCUCACUAUCAUGAACGAAUGUGAUUUUGAUGAUUAUGUAUUUGCAAAUCCUCACAAUGUAACCGUUAAGUGCAACACUGCAGUAUCUCAAGUAAAUCAAAUAAUUGGCGAUUAUAUAAACAAUUACGACGUGAUCCUUGAUGUUUGUUAUCCGUCUAUAGUGCAGCAAGAGUUGAGACUACGGAAAAUGGCUACUAAGAUAAGUCUUGGAGUUGAUGUAUGUAUGAGCUCUGAAAGACAUUUUUAUUUUAACCUUCCUGAGGUUCAGAAAGCCCUUCAUGCAAAUCGUACAAACUUACCUUAUAGUUGGAGUAUGUGUAGUAAUGUUCUAAAUUACAGUGAUACUGAUGGUAACAUCAACAUUCUUCCCUUGCUCGCAAGGAUAGUUCAUAAUCGUAUACCAGUUUGGGUUUUCAGUGGCGAUCAAGAUUCUGUUGUACCAUUAUUGGGUUCCCGAACACUUAUCCGGGAACUAGCACAUGAUCUAAAGUUCCAGAUAACGGUCCCAUAUGGAGCUUGGUUUCACAAAGGCCAGGUGGGAGGUUGGGCUACAGAGUAUGGAGAUCUAUUGACUUUUGCCACAGUAAGGGGUGCUGCUCAUAUGGUUCCAUAUGCUCAACCGUCAAGAGCAUUGCACCUGUUCAGUUCAUUCAUUCGUGGCCGGAGAUUGCCCAACACAACGCAUCCUUCCAUUUCCGAUUAAACAGGUUAUAGAAUUGGUACAAUGUAGUGGCAGAAGUUAGCAGUUCGAGCAGAGCAUUUCUUUACCGCAAGGGCAAUAAAGAAGGGUGAUUUGUUUUUGGCAAGAGUAUGAAAGAGAGUGUAGAAAAGAAUAUUUCAACGACAUUCGCAAAAAAAAAAAAAGACAUUUAAUUUGAGGCGAAUGAAGAACUUCUCUGCAUUCUUUGUUUGUUGUUGGACUUUACAUUUCACCCAUAGGUGUUGUUUUUAAUACAUAUAAGAUGGGAAGAUAUUCAUUGAAUUGAUAAUCGUUUCACUUUUGUGUUUGAAUCAUAUGAAAUGAAACUGUUUACCUUCUGAAUGAA
This is a messenger RNA of Prunus persica (peach), 2182 nucleotides long. Its product is annotated as serine carboxypeptidase-like 42. Lineage: Eukaryota; Viridiplantae; Streptophyta; Magnoliopsida; Rosales; Rosaceae. The record is from RefSeq and is a predicted model, not a curated record. The coding region runs from base 418 to 1839 and encodes 473 amino acids. Gene Ontology annotation, biological process: proteolysis. Gene Ontology annotation, molecular function: serine-type carboxypeptidase activity. The transcript is spliced from 11 exons.